Seminavis robusta is the source of this 2320-nucleotide messenger RNA. The record is from the annotation of a GenBank genome assembly. NCBI's taxonomy places the organism in Eukaryota, Bacillariophyta, Bacillariophyceae, Naviculales, Naviculaceae.
GCCUUACAGGCUUACUCAUUUUCAAAUUAUUUGUCGGGAUCAUUCUGUGCCAAUGCAACGGCUAGCUCCAUGCACCUCAUCUUUCUCAAAACCUUUUUUGGUUGCCUCUCCUCCGUCUCCCAUUUGCCCCUGGUGUUGGAAGGAGCCCUUGCUUGCUCCUUGUGCUUGCUCUCUCUUCUGGUUCCAUUUGUCUCGCCUGUCCAACAAUCGAAUCCACCACCAUGUCCGGUGCAGCAACCUUUUUGGAUGUGGUCACCAUCCUUUCCGGCGUCCUCAUGCUGUGUGUUGCCUUUAUCAUUCUGUACAACAAAAUGCCUGAAAUUGCAGAGGAAUGGCGCAUCUUGGUGGGCCAAGAAAACGGCGUCGUCUGCUGCCGAGAUCAGCGACAACGAGAAAUUGUGGCCAAAGCCAUGUACGAUAUUGAAAAGGGAAAGACUUGCAAGGACAAUCUCAAACCACCUCGUCCGCAAUCCACUCCUACAAAGGCAGCAACUGCGAGAAUCCAACAGGUGCCAACUUUCGAGUCUCCUGAGUCACAAGACAGCAGUAUUGAACUUGCCUUGAGAGAUGUCCAUGAUGACGACGACGACGACGAGCUGUACAAAGAUGACUAUGUUGCCAAAUUCAUGAAACAACGAAAACUGGCUAGAGCCGCGUCGUCGCCUUCCCAGAAAUCAGUCGCCGAUUCUUGUUCCGUCUACUUGGAAGGAUCUGUUCAAUCUGCCACUUCCACCAUGGAACCCAUGAGCUAUGCUCCCAUGUUUUCACCUGGAUCCAAAGUUGACAAAAUGACAAUGCCCGUAGAUGACGACGACGACCUCUCCACUUCCAUGUCCUACUCGCUAGACACCAUUGACAACAAAGAAAGCUUUUCUUCCUAUGCCAAGCCAACCAACUACAGCCACAUUGCAAGUCGCAUUGAUGACGACACCACCACCUGUCCAGGAACUCAGAUCAAUCCAUUCUCCUUUCUCUCCAAACACAACAUUACAUUGGCCACCAACGUCUCGGAGGAUCACAUCCACGCGGUCGAGAGCAAUCUCAAUGAAUCAUACGAAGAAUCUCUGCUGCAAGGGCGCACACAGCCCAAAACAACUCACACUCCCAUUCAAGAGGAGGAAGAAGAAGCAGUAGUACCUCUGGCCACCAAACAUUCAGAUGCCAGCAAAUACACUCGCCACUCGGAGAUGAGCAAGCGGUCCGAAAACAACAGCAAACACUCGGCAAUACUGUCUUCAGGAAAUAGCAAGCGUUCUGUUCUUUCCAGUGGCAUUAGCCCUGUGGUUGCGAGAUGUCUAGAGGUUACCAAUCACUCAGAGGAGGAACCACCAACGAUCCUCGCCAGCAGUCACUCAACUGGGCUGCGAACGGUGGACUCUUCCAACGUUGCCAGCAGGGAUUCCUUCUCGCCUCUGGCUCGGCGUAACGUGACAUUUUCCAGCACUUUGCUGGAUGAAUCCUCUUCGGAGGAUGCAGAACUUUCCCGAAAACAGUCACGGACGGACCUGGACCUCCGAAAGCCCAAAAUCACCAUUAUCACCAACAAGAGCUUGCUCAGCCUGGAUGACGAUGAUGAUGAUUCCGAUGAAACACCCUCUAUCGAAAAGGGCAUUACCCCCUACACUGUCUCUACCAGCGGAAUGUGGUCUUCCAGUGCCUCCAUGUCAGCACAAUCCAGCGACCUAGACGGUCACGAUGCAUCCUUCAGCACAUAUGCAGACUCGCUGCCCUCGGAUGAAGCAGCCGCCGACAGAAGAGAGUCUCCGCUGCAGGAUGUUCACUGCUGCAAAUCUGCCUCCUGUCAAACUUGUCGUUUUCCCGCACAGAACUCACCCACCUUCCUGUCAACCUCCAUACCUUCAACUGGAGAACAUUAUACCCUGGAACGAAAGCUUCCUGCGCGCUGGUGGGAUUCGCAGCUUGCCAGCUAUGGGCACCUCAAAUCGUACGUUUCCAAGAUUCUACUGUCCUCUGAUACAACAGACGAGCCAGGGUCGAGUAGCGUCGUGUUGAAUGGGAGCGUGGAAGACCACCCUUUUGACGAGUCGUGAGGGUGUUGAAACAGAAAAAUGGAACGAAGUCAAAGCUGAGGGUCAACUAACUAACUAUCUAACGCCCCGUUGGGUGUGACUUUCAUUGCUAGUAUCGUAGCAAGUCAAUACCAACAGUUCCCAACAAGCUAGCGGUCGAGGUGCCGAUAUACAAAACUGAAUAAUUCAAUCAGCCUUCACCUCUUUUGCCAAUCAUAGUUCCACACCGUUCGGUUUGGUCUGGCUAUACUAAAAUGUACAUGUAAGCUUGCUUUUUUAUUUGGUCUACU